UUAUUCCUACGUUACUGUCGAGAUCGGGGAGUUGUCUAUAUAUAUAUACCAAAAAUUAACAGAUUGCGCAUCAUAAUGAUACGUACGUUUUGUCUGAAGGUUAUAUAGCGGAAGUUUUUACAAGCUUUUUAUAAUUUGUUAAUGUCAAGUGUAAAUUACAUAAGAAAAAUGAUUAUUUCACAGUUAGCAUGUCGUUCUAUAUUAUCCAAAAUAAUAAGACAUGCUUAUAGCAAUGGUAAAGAAAAAACUAGAUUUAUGUCUACACAAAGUCCUAAAGUAAAUACCAAAAGUAAUGUUGAAACUGUUCAUGACAUAGGAACUCAUAUGCAUCCUGUUUCUAAUUUCGACAGAAGAAUAUUAGUAUGGGUGAAACGAUAUCCAUCUAUGGCUGAUGUACCUGCACAAGUCACACGUGAUUGUAUACUGCAAGCACGAACCAAAGCUAGAGUACGCACUUGCAACAUUAUGAUAAUAAUCUCAGUAAUAGGAUUUCUGGUUGCUGCUGUAACUGGAAAACGAGAAGUAGCAGUAGGAAAUACAUUGUUUAAAAAAGAUCAGGAAUGGCAAGAAAACUUACGAAAAGAGUACAAAGCAGAGUUAGCAGCUGCAAAUAAAAAGUAAAAAGUGCUUUACUUUUUAUUUAUAGCUAUUAAUUUAAUAAAGAUAUUUAUAUGUUAUAAGAAGCAAUGAAUAUAACAUGUAAUAAUUUGAAUGUUUAUUUCUUGCACGCAGUAUUUUUGAAAUUAUGAAAUAAUAGUACUGAAAAUGAUGUAAUAAUUUCUGAUAGUUUUAAACAAUAGUUAACUGUAUUUAUUAUAUAUGAGUAAAAGCUAUUUUUAUAAAAUAGCUCAAAAAAUAUAUAUGCAUACAAUUAUUUAUAUUGCAAUAUUUUUUGUACAUAGAUACAAUGAAAUAUUACCAUUACCAUAACUACUUUCAUACUUAUACUGUCAUCAUAUAAUUUUAAUUUUCAUGCAAGAAUAUUUUCGAGAUUUAAAUAUAUUUUGUCUAUAGCCAUGUAGUUUUCAUUUGUGCUAAUAAAAAGAAGACACAUUUGUUUUUCUGUUUUUCUUUUUAUAAAAUAUAUUUAAUAAACAGGUAGACCUUCAAUAUAUGCACAUAACAAGAUAGUUGUUGACUCUAAUUAUCUCAUCCUUUAUAAAAAAUUCAUUUGUCGCAAAAACGUACGAUCAUACGAUUUCAGUUAUUGAUAUCCACGAACGUUUAACUAUUUUAUUACCAGCAAGACAAUUUGUAUACUGUAACAGCAAAAAGAAUCCUUCCAUAAUGAUUUUAUUUAAUUCAGUAUCCAUAAAUUACGUACUUUUUUAUUGUUAUAACUAUUACAUACAUACAUUACUUUUUUAAAAUCAUACAUCAUGUGGAAGAAUUCUGUAAAAGAUAUUCUAUGGACUAGUUGGUGGUUUAUAAUAACUGCGACACCUAUCAUGAUAAGCUUGCAUUGUACGAUUUCUCAAAACUUCUUCCACACCAAGUUCUGAUUGCAAUAAGCGUAAAUUAUUCUGUUCUUUUCGUAAACUUUUUAUAAAUAUUGGAUCAUUCCCUUGACUUUCCUUUUGAUUUUUUAAAUAUUUCACUCUUUCUUUAGCAAUGAUUAAACAUUUAUUGAUGGCACUUUCUCUUUGAAUAUGACUAUGCUGAACUUCUUCGUACAAUUCUUUACACUUUGAGGUUGGAUUUACUUCCCCUUUAAAUGAUUCUGUAGGAAGUGUUGUAUUUAACAUGUAUAUGAUUUUGUCAUCGAACUGUCUCAUUUUUCGUAACAUAUCCUGAAAUACAAAAAUUAGAAAAAAAUAUUUCGAGUACAUCGCAGCUCGUAUGUCGAUUAAUAUUUCGUUAUUAUUAGAAUUAGAGUUUAAAACGAUUAAACUAACCUAACACAAACGGACAUUUUAACCUAUCGAAAGCUAGUUAUUUAGAUUGCUGUAAAUUCCAAUAAAUAUUAGUAAUGAUCUUUUGAUAUCUAUCGUUACUUAUAAACUUAAACAACGUUCUAAUUUAUAUUCUUUAUUAAUAAUAAAUAAUUACAUUAUCAGCCGGCGAAAAUUAUACUAAGCAUGGUUCGAAAAUUAUUCGAUCACGUAACCCAAGUUGUUUAAGAUAAACGAGAAAUUAAAAUAAAAUAAUGAUAUCUGAAAGAGGAUAUUUUUCGUUA
Messenger RNA from Vespula vulgaris, 2176 nucleotides. RefSeq names its product protein FAM162B-like. The transcript has 4 exons. Lineage: Eukaryota; Metazoa; Arthropoda; Insecta; Hymenoptera; Vespidae. The coding region runs from base 142 to 621 and encodes 159 amino acids. The record is from RefSeq and is a predicted model, not a curated record.